Molecule: messenger RNA, 8609 nt
Organism: Dicentrarchus labrax (European seabass)
Lineage: Eukaryota; Metazoa; Chordata; Actinopteri; Moronidae
Product: vitamin D3 receptor B
Exons: 10
Coding region: 1817-3094 (425 amino acids)
Biological process (GO): positive regulation of transcription by RNA polymerase II; cell differentiation; negative regulation of transcription by RNA polymerase II
Cellular component (GO): nucleus
Molecular function (GO): vitamin D response element binding; zinc ion binding; nuclear receptor activity
Source: RefSeq, a predicted model, not a curated record
UAAAUGUAUUUGUAAAAGGUAGCCUAUUAUUUUAUACAAAAACAAAUGUCUUAGACCUUGUCAAACGUCAGAAAUAAUUGUGUACUGCUUGUAGGCAGCUACUGUUGUAUGGAGAACAAAAAGCGGAAUAAUUUGCACAGCCGCGAUCUGUAUUCGCGUUACAAUCUACACUAAUCUACCUCUUGUUUUCAGACUGCAGCAGGAGUAAAGAAUUGGCUGGAAGAGGGUAUAUGGGACCGGAUGGGGCCCUCCUCUCUCUUUCCCUCUCCCCUUCGUAUCUGUCGCCUUUACUGUGUUUACAUUAUAGACACACCCCUGACCUUCACCCAGGCCCCCUCCGCUGGCCCCACCACACACACACACACACACAUAUAUCACCAUUUACACCACAUACCAGAGCUCUUAAGUGCACACAACCGUGAAUGAACAAAUGUCAUUUAAAUAGCCAAAUAAGUGGGUCGAAAAAAAAACCCCAGAUUCUAUCUCGGUGAAUGGCACAGAGUAUCAGCAAUAUUUGCCCAGUGUGGUCGUGUAGUGGAGGGUUUUAAUCGUCUAUUUUUAGCAUACUCGGCAAUCUCUCAUGCAUUGCAAAUGUAUGGCAAGAUCGCCAUGCAGCGGAAUUGCUUCCCAGCCUACCACUGUACUGCAGAGUAGACACACCCCUCCAAUACGCACGCCUCACUGCACACAUUUGCAAAGUGUCAAAGAAACAAUGAAACAAAAUGUAUAAAAUGGAAGAUUAAGGACCAGACGGGGCUCAUAUUAUUGUUUCCCCCGCGUGAUAUCGAUGGGGAUGGUGUUGUGGCUUAUUUAAAAUUAAAAUAUAGGGCUUAAAGCCCGUAGCCGCAAAACAAAGACGCUUCGGUUCAAGAGAGAGAAACACGACCUCAACGGGACGGUUUCCACCCAUUGAGACACCACAGCGUGUCUAAUGUUAGCCCGGUAAUCCCCUCACCGGGUGUCCGCUGAUUCACAGAUCAGAGGCAAAACGAUGUUGCCUUAAAGCUCACGCGGUCAAAGUUGUUUACCUCUUCGUUACCUCUGACGUCACGACACACCCCUGUUUGAGGGGGCGGGUCUCCGCCGUACGGGCACCGGAACCCACCAAACACAGCCGGGCUGGGCCGAAAUGUCACCAAUCAGCGCACGGGAGACGCGCCGAGCCCACAUGUGAUUGGUUACCGGAGGGGCUGGGGGGGAAAUCCCUCUUUCCCGUAGAGGACCUGAAGAGGGGGCGGUGCAUAACAAAAAGUAAUGGCCAUCUAUUUGGGUCCUGAAGAAGGAGGGGUAUUUCUCGUCGGACUACCGUAAGGUGUGAUUGAGUUUUAUUCAUGUUAGCGCGUACGUUUGCCCGUCAGUGAUACCGAGCUGCGCCUCAACCGGUUUUCCGUUGAACAUCCGUUGGCCGCGGUUAACGGUUAACGGUUAACGAGCUGGCUGAACUUGGUGCCGCGUUUUAGGGUUAAAGCAGCCAGCUAGCCACGCUAACGUUAGCUAACUUACUACCAGCGCCGCGGUGUGAGCCAACGUCUGGAAGGGCGUACGAGUUUGACGUUUUCUCCCCAAGUCUCCUCACAUUUCUGAGUUUAGUGCAACGCAGUCCUCUCCCUCCCUGUAGCUAACCCAACCAGGCAACAACAUGGAGGGGACACACUUUGCACGAGCAUGAAGGCGACGAGAAACGGCGACUAAAGAGGAUUAAAAAGAAACUCGGUCUUGAUGGGGAAAAGUUGAGCUGAGGAUUAACAACUUGGGAUAAACGGAAGAAAGGUUUCAAGUCUAACCUAUUGUACAAGGGCAUGCUAAAACCUCAGUAAUGGAAUCCACGGUUGUGAGUACGUCCACUCUGGCCCCUGAUGAGUUCGACAGGAAUGUGCCGCGGAUCUGCGGCGUGUGUGGUGACAAAGCCACCGGCUUCCACUUCAACGCCAUGACCUGUGAGGGCUGCAAGGGUUUUUUCAGGCGCAGUAUGAAGCGCAAGGCUGCCUUCACGUGUCCCUUUAACGGCAGUUGCACCAUCACCAAGGACAACAGGCGCCACUGCCAGGCAUGCCGGCUCAAACGCUGUGUGGACAUUGGCAUGAUGAAAGAGUUCAUUCUGACAGAUGAGGAAGUGCAGAGAAAGAAGGACCUGAUUCAACGGAGGAAGGACGAGGAAGCACAGCGUGAAGCGGAGAGGGAGGCGCGGCGGCCCCGGCUUACUGACGAACAGAGUCAGGUCAUUGCCACGCUGGUGGAGGCGCACCACAAAACAUAUGACGACUCCUACUCUGACUUCUGCCGCUUCAGGCCUCCUGUGCGUGAGGGCCCAGUGACGCGAAGCGCCAGUAGAGCUGCCUCUCUCCACUCUCUGUCUGAUGCCUCCUCUGACUCCUUCAGUCACUCUCCAGAGUCUGUAGACACCAAAAUGAACUUCAACAACCUGCUGAUGAUGUACCAUGAGCAGGGCAGCAGCCCUGACUCCAGCGAGGAGGAGGGCUCCAGCUUCUCCAUGCUGCCCCACCUGGCUGAUCUGGUCUCCUAUAGCAUCCAGAAGGUUAUUGGCUUUGCCAAGAUGAUCCCUGGGUUCAGGGAGCUGACUGCAGAGGACCAGAUUGCUCUGCUCAAGUCCAGCGCCAUCGAGGUGAUCAUGCUGCGCUCAAAUCAGAGCUUCAACUUGGAAGACAUGUCCUGGAGCUGUGGUGGGCCUGACUUUAAAUACCAGAUCAGUGAUGUCACCAAAGCGGGCCACACUCUGGAGCUGUUGGAGCCGCUGGUGAAGUUCCAGGUGGGCUUGAAGAAGCUCAACCUGCAAGAGGAGGAACAUGUGCUGCUGAUGGCCAUCUGCUUGCUUUCUCCAGAUCGCCCAGGUGUGCAGGAUCACGCACGGAUCGAAAUCCUCCAAGACCGACUGUCAGAAACCCUGCAGGCCUACAUUCAGCUUCACCACCCAGGGGGACGGCUGCUUUAUGCCAAGAUGAUCCAGAAGCUGGCCGACCUGCGCAGCCUCAACGAGGAGCACUCCAAACAGUACCGCUCGCUCUCCUUCCAGCCGGAGCACAGCAUGCAGCUCACCCCGCUGGUGUUGGAGGUGUUCGGCAGCGAAGUCUCCUAGAGGCUGCCUCUGAAACCUCAGCGGUAGAGAGGAAGCUGGAGACAAGAGCCCUGGGUGUAAAAAUGGAGGGAGAGAGCUAUGGAUGUGCUGGAUGGACUAAAUGGAGGUGUGGAGUAUGAAGCACGUGGAAGAGAGAAAGUGGUGUGUGUGUAUGUCUGUGUCUGCGUGCAUGUGUUGGGUGUGUGGUUUCAUGUUUGUCUCGUCAAAAGAAGUCUAUCUCGGUUUAAAGGCCAAGGUUGUGUGGAUAGCAAGCAGAUAUUAAGAGAGACAGUUAACAAGGAAACUUCAUAUAAUACAAAUUAAACUAUACACACAGUACAACUUCUGCCUAUAUACAGUGUUUUGUCUGUAUUUAAAUCAACAAACAGCUGCUUCAAAUGCCUGGACAUUUUGUGUGUGUACGUGACGUGCACACACCAACACAACAAGCAUACUCAGUUAUUCAUUUAGCCAUUCAGUUGAGCUACCUCUUGGUUUUACUGGGGUUGUUUUAUAUUUACAUCACCUAUGUGAAACAGUAACCUAUACACAGAACAAUUUAGAUACAGUACGGAUGACAGUGCAAAAGCAGUGCCUGCACAUUACUUAGAAUUUUUGAUGUUUCAGAAAUCCUUUAUUUUGGUUUUUCAUCUGCUUCUCUCCAAGGCAAAACGUGUGUAUAUGACUGUGUAUACAAAUCAAACACAUGCCUUUCACCUUUCACCAAAGGUAUGGUCAACUACUUUCUCAAAAAGCUUCCAAUACCUAAAAAUAACCUUGCUGCUCCAUGGCUCAGUUCACGCAUGCAGGCGCUCGACAUGCUAGCAAGUUGUCUGCCUCACAGCCUAUGAAGGAAAAUGUCAUUGUUUAGGAUUACUGCGGAGUCCAGAACAUAGUCUGUAAUUUUAGUGAGGUUUUGAUAGGACUUUGGGGUGCCUGGUUUUGAGGUGAGAAUUAGCCACUAAAUGUGUUAGCUACUUUUUACACUGCUAACUGUCAAUCACGCCAAGCCUGCAUUAUGGCUUGUCACUCUAUUUUAAAAUUGUUUUUUCUUUCUCCUUUUCUUUCGUUUAAUUGUUUAUUUCCCUGUAAAUAGUUAAUUACUACCACAUGUAUCCUAAGCACUGUUAUACCACCUUUUACUCAAGCCUAUGUAUUGAUAUACAGUAUCUAUAUUAUCACAGAUUUUAAAGGGCUAAGAUGCCAAAUCUAACUGGAAUAGUAACUCGAGGCCAAAGCAAGGGGCCUAGACAUGGAUGUAAUUUCAACGGAUGCGUUUUGUUUUAUACGUCAUUUCACCUUUAAAAACAAUUCCAUGAAUUGUUCCUCCUCAGUAAACCGUGAGCUCGGUGGGCGGAGAGCUUGGGAAGCUGCUUCAGACCUCCACAGAUAUCACACCCCUUUCAUUUCUGGGGGAAGUGGAUUUUCUAGAAUGUCUGAGGGCCUGGUUGCAGUGGUGCGCACCUCUACAUCCAGGCCCUCCUGUUUGAUGAUGUAUGCUGCGCAGCCCUCUAGUGGCUGCAUUGUGUAAAUACCAGGUAUAUAUAUAAUAUGUCCUCCGCUGUACAUAGGGCUACAUAGAUAUUUCUCAAGGCUAAUUUUUUCAGAAAUAUAUAUGCAAACACAAUAUUGACCCUUUUUUGUUUUUGAUUCAUUAUCACUACGUCUGAGACACUAUGCUCUUUGUUUUGACUUUGAUCAUGUUAUAUGGUAAGAAUGAGUUAGAAUUGGCUUAAACAGGGAUUGCUUGUAUAUUUGACUCAGUCAAAUUAUUUGUUUAAUGGUGGGUUGAUGUAUUCGCCUAAUUCCCAAGGUUCAUUUUCAGACAGAGGACAAGCUAAACAUACCGUGCUGCUCUCUAAUAUAAGCCAUAUAGAUCACCAAGCUAGAUAUGCACCUGAUACAUUACAGUACAUCGAAAUGACUCCAGAGCCAUGGAUAUUCUCAUUAUAUAAUCUCUUAAACUCAUAUGCUAUUCAUCCAUGGCUUUUGGAAGAUAAGCUUCUUUAUGAUAGGAACUCAUAUGCCUUCUCUCUGCUGUCAUCUUUGGCUUAUGCUUCAUCAGACAGCAUCUAAUGGCUUAUAAACCAAACUACCAAGAGAAUUUAAAUGCUUAGGUUUAGAGGCCAGUAAUGUAUGGCGUGCUGCAUGUGGGAUUAUGGUUAAAAAAAUAUAUACAGUAAUUAUAUAUAUAUAUAUAUAUAUAUAUAUAUAUAUAUAUAUAUAUAUAUAUAUAUAUAUAUAUGAGAAGACAUGUCUUUUUAAAUUCAAGACAGUUCCCCAAAGAAGUCAAAUAUCUAUCAAGUUCAGAUGAUCUCACUAAAGGCAACUUGGCUUAAAGGAAAUAAUUUACAGAGAAGAUACAAAAGUCUCGAAGUUUGUUUUUGUCUUCUAAUUUCGGCGUGACAGAAGAUAUCUAUUAAAAUGGUUCCUGUGAUCGGCCAUAUGGGCCUCCUAUGUCAGACCAAGAGCCUCCUUCAUCUCAGCAGACCAGAGUUACUCUGUGAUCUUAGAGGAAGAUGGUGAGAGAGAGAGAGAGAGAGAGAGCAUAUGUUUGUUGUUGUGCUGCUUUAAUUUGUUCAACCCACAUGGGGUUUUCUUUAACCUACCAUAGGAUUUUAAGUCCAUUCUCCAUCACUGUGGCUUUAUUCCAACUCGUCCUCAGUCACUGUGACACCCUGAAAGCUGACAGUCGGGGAUGGACAUGUAGAUGAUGCAUAGCACAGAUCGUUAAAUCGUUUUUGGAUGUUUCCAUAUUCACGUAAUCGUAAUAAGUUUGGUUUUCUUCACGAAAAUCAUUGGGAUUAUUUAGUGUAUAUAAAUAUAUAUAAAUAAAUAUAAUUCCAUGUGUCCCACAAAUCUCCCUGCUGUGAUUGAACUUCACAGAGUUGAGGCUCGAGUGUCUUUAGGCAGUACCACUCAUAUGUAUAGUAUGUCAGUUUGAUGAGCGGUAUGAUGUGCUUGGUUACUGAACACUGACUUUUGAAGUUUUGAAAAGUCUCCAUGUUGAUUUUUCUCUGAAUACAUACUUCUGUAUGUAGAUAUGGGUUUGAUUUUGUUCUAUUUUGUGUUUGAGAUAGAGAUGCAGUGUUGAUUUGUGUAUGUUUAAUACAGUGGGAGGUUUGGUGAACAUGUAAGUGCCACGGGAAGAGUUCCCUCCACACACAAACAGGGUAAAAGAGGAGUUGCUCUUGGGGAUUUUGAAAACUGAACAGGAAGAGUCUUGAGGAUGUAUCAUGAAACGAAGUAGAUUUUGGUCAGUACCGCAUAGAGUCGGGGAGAUUACCUUACUUUAGGUUUUAUCAUAAGGAGGGAACCCCCUGUUAGCCUUUUAUGUUUGAAUAUAUGACUAAAUGUUGUUUUUAGGACCAUUAUCCCAUUCAAUUCCCCUCCCAACAUCCUGUACAUAACAUGCAAAUACAGUUAGAUCUGAAUAUGGUGCAUCCCCAGAGUUUCCUGUUUGGUUUUUACCACGGUAGGCUGCUCAGAAUCCGUAAGUUUUUAACUCUGCAUUGUGGUUGUUAAAAUACUGGAACUUGAAAACUAUACGUAAACGGAAAUCUCCCACAAAUUAGAUGGAUUCAUCUUUGGUGAGAUUUCCCUCAAUAUUGGCAACAUAACACGUUAACAAUGCCUGCAAUAUACAACUUAUGGUACACUAUCACCAGCAAGCUUUACAGAAUUUCAUGUUAGUAAACAUUUCUGAAGUUUUUUGUAUAACUGUUACCAUUACAAAUCCUGUCUGUAAAAACAUGUAUGGUAUCAUUCAUAGAAAACAGUUGGCCAUCUCCCAUGCAAAGUCUUUAUUUUUUAUUUUUUUGUUCUUCCCAUUAGGACAGGGAUUGUAAUGGAAUCAACUUAAUGUAGUUCUUACAAAAAGGAGUGUCCACAUGGAUGUACACCAUAAUCUACCUAAAAAACCUACCUCUUUUAGCUCAGAUUUUGCUUUAGCAUUAAGCAUUUGCCUCUGUUUUUACUUUUGUAAUAUUUGUAUUCAUGUUGGUAUUUAUUGCUGUCUAAUGAGUCAUACUUCAAUGAUUACCUCAGAGAUAUCUCACAGAUUUGGGAGAGUCCAGCUAAUGAAGUCAUUCAUAGUUCAUAGUUUGUUUUGUUGGUUUUUUUUUGUACAUUUUUUUUCUUCUCAGACUUAGCAUUGCCUUUUUUUUUUUUACGCACAAAAUACCAGGAGUGUUUUUAAUAUAGUGCCUGCACUCUGACCAACAGGGCUCAGACUGGCGAGAGUGAGGCUGCAUUUAUCCCCCAAAAAAUCCUUCUCUGUAUCUUUGUCCUUUUGCUCUAUCCUUUGGGAUAUCUCGGUAAUUUUCAGCAGCAGAUGCAAUUAAUCUUGUUGCCUGUGUUGCUGAUAUCUUCCUCAUCCUUGUAGUUCUGAAGGGCAAACUGAAGGGGGGGAACUUUAACGGAGUGAAUGCAGUUGUAAAAGAAGGAACAACCUGAAAGACUUUGUGGCAGGAGGAGAAACAAGAGGUGUGUUUGUGCUCCGCUUGGUACUGUUAGCAUGGUCUUUGCUCUGUAGUACACCAUCCUUACCAUGUCCCUCUUAUUUGCCAUUUCCUCCAUACCCUCUCUGUGUCUUCACCUCUCCUUCUGUCCUAAAGUCUGCUCCCGCACCUUCAUCAUUCCCUGACGAUGUUUGGUCUAAGAAGGGGAAUUAGGAGAAGUGAAAUCCUCAGUAUCCAUGCAAUGCUGCUUUUUAAUUCAAGCAUCACCAAGUCGUGUGUUAUCGACACUACAUAAUGCAGGCAUCGUCCAAAAUGUUGGCCCCUCAUUGGGGCGACAUUUGCCUCAUUGGAAGACCGUGUCUUUUGAAAUGAACGCAACUUAGUGGUGCUUAUUGGAAGAAAAAAAAAAUUCCUUUUGGAUUCUAUUAUCAUAUUAACAGAGCAACUACUCACUUUGGUGAAUUUAAACCAAGUUUUUUUGUAUUCAUGUCAAACUGCUUCAGGUAAACACUGAAUGAAAUAAGAGAGUUUUUAUUGAUCAGUGAAUACUGAGGAACAAUGUUGCCAUGGUCACAUCUACCCUGAGCUGUGUGCCAUAGUAUGACCCUUUUAAUGCAGGGGAGGGUGUUAAUGAAGCUGGCUUCAGAUGUUCCCCAGCUUAAUAUGAGUGAGAAGGUUGUCCGAGUAUUAGAUUGGCCUCUUUCUUAGUGAGAGUACAGCCAUGUGUAUUGAUCUUUUAUAAGGAGUAAAUUUGAAUUUGGCAUUGAAUUCUCACCCUGCAUUGUGAACCCAAAUCAUGCCACAUUCAAUUAAAAUGCCUGAACCAACAAAAGCACUUAAUGUAAUGUUUGUAACACAUGCAUACUGAUGAAUCUACUUGCCAUAAACUGCCUGUGUAGGUCAGCAUGAUAUGGCUCCAAUUAUCAAAAAAGUCACUUAAAUUCUAAUGUAAUUGCAAUUUAUCUUUUUGUCUCUUUUUUUUCAAAGAUCUUCUUUUUCUAUUAUAAAUUGGUGUUUAUGUAAUGUUAUUUUUGUCAGAUGUUUUGCAAAUCAAAAAUAAACAGUUGUACAUAGAA